Messenger RNA from Leptopilina boulardi, 2460 nucleotides. It is a transcript of the gene Mkk4, whose product is annotated as dual specificity mitogen-activated protein kinase kinase 4. Bases 245 to 1597 code for a protein of 450 amino acids. Gene Ontology annotation, molecular function: ATP binding; JUN kinase kinase activity. The record is from RefSeq and is a predicted model, not a curated record. NCBI's taxonomy places the organism in Eukaryota, Metazoa, Arthropoda, Insecta, Hymenoptera, Figitidae. The transcript has 10 exons. Gene Ontology annotation, biological process: MAPK cascade; protein phosphorylation.
AGUCGUACGACACACUAUUGACUGUGUUUAAGUGUAAAUUCUUCGAAAAUCAAGGCAUACAGAGCUUCACAUUUAAAGUUUGUAAAAUUAUUUUUUAUUUGGUAUAAGUUUCACGAUAAAUUUCAUAAAUAAUGUCCACGAUAUAUUACGCAUAUGUUAAGUUGAUAAGCCCUUGUGAGGAAGGCCCCUGAGGUGCGCCUUGACAAGUGGUUUCUACUUUAAACAACCGGACACAACUUACACGAUGGCUGAAAAUCAAGGAAACUCCUCAAAUCAGAUCAAUCAGGAAAAGUUUAGACAAAUGCGGUAUCAAUGGAGAUCAUCUAGUCCAUCAGGAUCUGGAAGAUCAUUUAAUUUUCAACGGUUAGAUUUUCGACCAAAUAACGACGUUCAAAACGAUAUGUCUGAAAAAAGAAGACAAUUGAAGCUCAGCUUUCAAACGCAAGGAAGCAGCAAGUCAUUCUCUAAUUCUACUAGUUCUACACUCUCAAACUCAGCAGCUCCUUCAGUAUGCCCACCCUUAUCACGUCCGAAUUUACCAUUACCUCUACCAAAACUUCCUGCAAGGCCCCGACAACCACAAGAAUUUCUUCCUGAUAAAGCAAGGGAAAAAUUAAGAAUGUGUCAAUCAAUGCAAAGUACAGGAAAAUUGCAAUUAUCACCUGAUACUGUAUACGAUUUUACCAGUGAAGAUCUUCAAGAUUUGGGUGAAAUUGGAAGGGGAGGAUUUGGUACUGUAAAUAAGAUGAUACAUAGGAUAAGCGACACCGUCAUGGCUGUGAAGAGAAUUCGUUCGACGGUCGAUGAAAAAGAGCAAAAACAAUUAUUAAUGGAUUUAGAAGUUGUGAUGAAAUCCAAUGAUUGUCCUUGCAUUGUGCAAUUUUACGGGGCUUUGUUUAAAGAGGGUGACUGUUGGAUUUGCAUGGAACUAAUGGACACGUCUCUUGAUAAAUUUUAUAAAUUCAUCUAUGAGAGGUUGAACGACAGGAUACCGGAGAGUAUCUUAGGAAAAAUAACAGUUGCCACUGUUAAGGCGUUGAAUUACCUUAAGGAAAAAUUAAGGAUCAUUCAUCGGGAUGUCAAGCCUAGUAAUAUUUUGCUAGAUCGUCGUGGAAAUAUUAAGCUCUGUGACUUUGGCAUUUCUGGACAAUUAGUUGACUCCAUCGCUCGGACCAGAGACGCAGGUUGCAGACCUUACAUGGCUCCCGAGAGAAUAGAUCCUCAAAGAGCACGUGGUUACGAUGUUCGGAGCGAUGUUUGGUCCCUCGGAAUUACAUUGAUGGAAGUUGCUACUGGAUAUUUUCCUUAUCCAAAAUGGAAUUCUGUUUUUGAGCAACUCUAUCAAGUGGUUCAAGGUGAUCCACCAAGAUUAACACCAAAUAAAAACGGAAACCAUUUUACUAUGGAUUUUGUUCACUUUGUAAACACAUGCUUAAUUAAAGAGGAAACUCAACGUCCAAAGUACAAUAAGCUUUUGGAGCAUCCAUUUAUAAGAAAAUCAGAAGAAGCAUCAAUUGAUGUGGCUGCUUAUAUUUGCAGCGUUAUGGACAAUAUGGCUAAUAAUGGCGUUACACCAUUUACCACUAAUCAGCCUUAAAAAAAAAAAAAAAAAAAUUGGAAAGAGAGAAAGAUAUAACAAAUUGAAGUAAUUCUUUCGUUGCUUCGAACCUGCAUUUUGUCACACCCCCACCGCUAAUGUUACACGUAGGGGAGCAAAGCUGCUUCGUUUGUAGAAUAGAUAGUCCGACGACGAGAUAAUGUGUAGAACUGUAUUUUCGUGUCGUACAUAAAAACUCGUAAUUAUAGCGAGUAGGGGGGUUGUUAAUCAUGAUAUAUAAUUAGAAAAAGGAAGUGGAAAAUUCCACUUCUAGAAUACUUUUCCUACCAAAAUCACUAUUAAGCACACAUCAUUGUGUAAAAUCCUCUUUUCUAUCUUUCUUUCUUUCACCUUCAAGGUUAAAUAUAUUAUAAUCCCUUUGGCAAAAUUUCAAUCGACUUUUGGAUAAACCAAAACUUCUCAUGUUUUUGUAAUAUGGAUCAUGAAAAAAUAUAGUUCUGACAAUUUUAUUAUAGAUGAAGCUUACACCAACGUUUUAUGCAAAAAAAAAAAAAUUAAAGAAGAAAUCAUUGUAAUGUAAUUAAUAUUCAUUUCUCACAUUUCUCUAUUAGACUAGUAAAAAAAAAAUUUCUACAAUGAAAUUUUGCUUCUUGCAGUUGCAAAUCUUUGGAGGUGAAAUUUACACUUUUAAUGCAUUGAGAGAUGUUUUAAUUUUCAAAGAAUUUUUUUGCAAAAAAAAAUAUUUGUGGACCUUGAAUUAAAUUUUGAAUUGUAUAUUUGAGACAGUUCUCGGUCAUCCUUUUAUCUAGACAAUAGUGCGUUGACUUAUACUGAAACCUGCGGGUUGAUGUUCAAGUUAUCGUGAACGCAAAUAAAGGAACGAAUAAAAAAAAAAAAAAAAA